AACACUUCUUUAAAAUAGACUCCAUAAAAGAAAAAAGUAUUUCACUAUCAUGAUAGAAGUGACAUUUUCGCUAAUUCUGUCAGAUCAUUUGAUAACCACAACAGUUGCUUUUGGAAAGCUAAACAAAAUUUUAGUGAUGAAGUUUUAGUAAAUCGUAAAGAUGCAUACACAUUUUCCGGAUAAGAUCGACUGGCCAAAUGCUAAGGAAAGUGCGAUCUUGUGUGAACCAGCGUGCUCACUACUCUUUCUCACGUUCAUAUAAUGAGCGAAUUGAAAACUACAGCAUCCGAGGAACACACGUUGUCAACAAAGGGAUAUAAACUAGUUAAAUUCGUUGGUGAAGGAGCGUACGCUAAGGUAUUUUUAUCAGAGUACUCCAAGGACGACCAACAGUUAAUUCUCGCAUGCAAGAUUAUAGAAACGUCGAAGGCUCCGAAAGACUUCGUGGUAAAGUUCUUGCCGCGAGAAAUCGACGUUCUCAUACGACUCAACCAUCCGCACCUCAUACACGUCCAUAGCAUAUUUCAGAGAAAGACAAAAUAUUAUAUUUUUAUGCGAUACUCUGAGAACGGCGACCUUCUCGGGUAUAUAUUGAAGAACGGUUGCGUGUCGGAGAACCAGUCUCGAGUGUGGAUCAGGCAGCUGGCGCUCGGGUUGCAGUACCUGCACGAGUUGGAAAUUACGCACCGCGAUAUUAAGUGUGAAAACGUAUUGCUCACCGCCAACUACAACGUCAAGCUGUCAGACUUUGGCUUCUCUCGAUUCUGUGUGGACGAGGAAGAUCAGCUCAUUCUGAGCGAGACUUACUGUGGGUCCAUGUCCUACGCCGCGCCGGAGAUCCUCCGAGGAAAGCCUUACUUGCCGAAGCCCACGGACUUAUGGUCGCUCGGUAUUGUACUUUUUGUGAUGCUGAACAAAUCUAUGCCCUUCGAUGAUACGCGCAUGCGAAAAUUGUAUGAGCAACAGAUGGGAAAAAAGUAUAGAUUUAGAUCUCGUAUUGCUAACACGAUCUCUCUGGAGUGCAAGACUGUUGUGAAACAUUUGUUGGAGCCCGACCCGGGCCUCCGCCACACCGCUAACCAAUUGCUGAACUCAGACUGGAUUGCUAUGGAUAGCAGACUGACAAGUAUUUACUUUCUAUUUAUUUUAAUACAUCUUAAUUUGUUGAUUUCGAUAUAAAUUUUUCUCGUAGCAUUAAAUGCAGUUGAAGCGACAGCACUAAAAAGAGCUAAAGAAGAGCGUCGUAAACUAUCUGACUCCCAUAAAAAUCUAGCGAAUCGACAAGGAGAUAUCUUAGAAAGGGGUGCAAAAGGCUCAAUUUACAGGGUAAAUUCUAAAACUUUCAAAUACUCAUUUUAGUACGUAGAAGACGAAUUAAAACUUACUACAUCUGAGCAAUUGACACUUCAAGCCCGCGGAUAUAGCGUGAUAAAGAAAAUAAACGAGGGAUCUUAUGCUAAAGUAUAUUUGGCAGAGUAUAGAAAUCCUAGCAAAACCGACCGAAUAGCAAUAUUAGCAUGUAAAGUAAUUGAUACCAGUACUGCUCCAAAAGAUUUCGUAAAAAAGUUCCUUCCAAGAGAAAUCGAAAUGUUGAUAAAGUUGAAUCAUCCUCACUUGGUGCACACGCACAGCAUCUUCCAAAGGCGGUACAAAUACUUUAUUUUCAUGAGGUUCAUGGAGCACGGCGAUCUUCUUGAAUACAUAUUACAGAAGGGAGCCGUGCAGGAGGAUCAGGCACGAAUAUGGACCAGGCAGUUGGCGCUCGCCAUACAAUACAUGCACGAGUUGGAAAUAGCUCACCGAGAUAUCAAAUGCGAAAACGUCCUCCUCACAGCCAACCAGAAUGCCAAACUUUCUGACUUCGGCUUCGCUCGGAUGUGCGUCGACAAAAAACUCAAUGACGUCAGCAGCGAAACGUUCUGCGGCUCUUUGUCCUACACGGCCCCGGAAAUUCUGCAAGGAUCCCCAUACUUUCCCAAGCCUACGGACAUUUGGUCGCUCGGAAUAGUUCUGUAUGUCAUGUUGAAUAGAGCGAUGCCGUUCGAAGACAAACACAUAAAACAGCUUUAUCAGGCGCAAGUGAAUAGGAAUUGGAAAUUCCGCUCGCGCUACGUCGAUUCCAUAUCAGAAAAUUGUAAACGAUGUGUAGUGCGUAUGUUAGAACCUAAUUGUUUGAACAGGCUCAAAGUAGAUCAGUUAAUAAAUAGCGAAUGGAUUGCUAUGGACUCGAGAUUGUUAGAAUGGAGCCCUCAGGAAACUAUGGCGUACAAAAAGGCGUUAGAGGAGAAAAGCCAUUUGAUGAAGAGCUUGGAUAACGCUGAACACAACUCAAAGGACAGAGAUCCUAACUGUGUACCAAACACGUCUUUAGUUAAGCCUUCUAUGGAAAUCACCGGCUCUACAUCUUCUUGUAAAGAAGAAAUAAUGAUGAGAGACCGAAUUACAUAAAUGGGUCGAAAUUCCGAAAAGGUCGAUCUCAACACAACUCAAUCCGAUCUCGCUGUCCUACAAGAAAAGGGAUUUAUUUUAGAGAAAGUCGUCGGUGAGGGGUCAUAUGCAAAGGUAUACAAAUCAACUUACAUGGUGGACGAAACUAGACACACAGUGAUGGCGUGCAAAGUAAUAGACACUGCGCAGGCGCCACGGGACUACCUCACAAAGUUUCUUCCCCGUGAACUAGACGUUCUGAUCAGAGUC
Amyelois transitella is the source of this 2697-nucleotide messenger RNA. Its product is annotated as putative ribosomal protein S6 kinase alpha-1. Gene Ontology annotation, molecular function: tau-protein kinase activity; ATP binding; protein serine/threonine kinase activity. Gene Ontology annotation, biological process: intracellular signal transduction; microtubule cytoskeleton organization; protein phosphorylation. The record is from RefSeq and is a predicted model, not a curated record. Gene Ontology annotation, cellular component: cytoplasm. NCBI's taxonomy places the organism in Eukaryota, Metazoa, Arthropoda, Insecta, Lepidoptera, Pyralidae.